AUGGCUUCCGCACACAUCCUCAGCAACCUCCUCCUUCUUGACUCCGUCAAGCUUGGCCGUCUAGUCCUCAACGCGAAAUGUCCCCACCAAGACUUCGUUGACCCUCUCGAGAACCACCCGGCGGAUACCGAUUUUUUCCAAACCGUCCAACACGACUUUUCCGAGACCCGGAAAUUCACUAAAACAUCGAGGCUGCGCUCCUAUCUCAGCUCCACAUUUUCCGCCUCCUAUCAAGUACACGGAUAUAGCAGCGCAACACUGAGCGCCCCGCUGGUCACCACUUACGAGCUCAAGAACUCCGGGGCUUGGUUUACGGCUGCAUGCACUCAAGCUAGCUCCCAACAGUUUCUCGAACAGGCGUUCGACAACAGGGUAAAUGGCUAUCUCACAGUCGGGUUCCGGGCCGUCCACGAUGCGUCGAUGUUGAAAUCUGCGGCGAGGAAGCGCACCGGGGGUGCAAAGGGCAGGUUACCGGUACCCGCUGGAACGGCGAGUGUGGUGGCUCCGGGAGUUGAGAGUUGCCGGGGUAUCCAGAACGGACAAGAGCUCAACUAUAAAGCGAUGGGCGAUCAGGUAUUUGCGAUACUAUACCGGAAGGUUAAGCUGAGAUUCCUUUCUCGCUGGAAGGCGGGAAAUAUGGCUCUGGAGGUGCACAAUCGGUGGAAGUCGUGUUGGGAUUGGAGGGAAUUUGAUAGUAAAAGCCAAAAUGAUGAAGAUGAGGACGAUAUCGCGGAGGCCGCCCUCACGGACAGUGGCCUCGAUAUUUCGGACGACGAGCACCCUAGCGAGGACGAGAUUGAUCCUCUGCUGGAGGAGCUUCCGGAUUCUGCUGGCUGGGAGGAUGUCCGUGAGGAACCUCAUCAGACUUUGCCCGAAGAGAAAAGAGGGAGUCACCCCUCGAGGAGGCCAGUAGUCCGGAGGUGCCACUUGGAGAGGAAUAGCACAACGGAGACUCAUACGAAGGUUGUUCCAUCCAAGGAGGGCACAUUGGUACGUCGACGGGUAUUGAGAAGGGGGCCUUGA
Molecule: messenger RNA, 1023 nt
Organism: Morchella importuna
Lineage: Eukaryota; Fungi; Ascomycota; Pezizomycetes; Pezizales; Morchellaceae
Exons: 1
Coding region: 1-1023 (340 amino acids)
Source: RefSeq, a predicted model, not a curated record